AUACCGAUGAACUUUUAAAUAUUAGCAUGGAACUUCACCGUCUUAUAGAUGAUGUUGAUUCGAAUUCUACCACUCCAUUAGAUCCGGAAAUUAGAUCAAUUAUUUCAAUUCUUUCCCGUCAGAUCGCCGAACUUUUUAAUAAAAAUACGGAAUAUGAUGAUUUCUUAAUUCGAAUGAAUGAUGAUUUAAAUUUAUCUCGUAGUCACCCGGAUACUGGUUCCAUCAACUACUACUCUCAGCUACCCACUCCUGGUUUAUCAAAUAGUUCUGAUUCCUUCUUUGACGUACAUAAUGCAAUUCGUCGCAAUGAAAAUUCUAUCUACAAUGUUACUACUUCGAAUACAACCCGUCAGCAAAUGAACCCGCUCGCCACAUUGUGGUUCAUUAAAUACUUAAUCGAUCACGAUCUUUGCAAACCUGAUAAAAAUAAUCGCCAUUUACUUUCACUUUUGACGAAUGUUCCGGAACACGAUAUUGAUCGGUGGUUUAUAAGGACCAACCAAAACUAUAUUAAAUCAAAUGAUAAGAAAAUUGCUCGUGAAAAAUUGAACGAACGUGCGAAAACUACCAGCAAACAAUUACGGAGGUCAAACUCAUUAAAAACAAGUGGUUCGAAUUCUACACGUGGAUCGCCGUACACCAAAUCCACUCGCAGUCAGCGUGAUAAGCAUAACAUAAAUCCAAUUCCUAGGAUUUAA
Racocetra persica is the source of this 698-nucleotide messenger RNA. Lineage: Eukaryota; Fungi; Glomeromycota; Glomeromycetes; Diversisporales; Gigasporaceae. The record is from the annotation of a GenBank genome assembly.